UGAGAAGUUUUUGACUAAUUACUUGGCAUGGUGCUGUUGUUUAACAGUUUAAGCAUAAUAAUUGAGCAGUAAAGCAGUAUCAUGUGUGUGCUGCUGCAGGAUAAUGCAGUGCAUGUUACGAGUUCCAAGUCUAUAGAGUUUUCGUAGGAUGCAAAAGACUCUCACCCUCUCCUUUCUUAUUCUCCUUCAUUGGCUUUUAAUUAUCCCUCCUUCCGAAUGCUCAGGAAAAAAAAAAAAAAAGGCAAGAGUUGACACAAAAACAGUUACUGUUUUUAUGAUUAUAGCAGGGAUUAAUGAGAUUCUAUUUUGCAAGCCCCAAUUUCACUGUCUCUCUCUAGCUAAAGGGGUUUAGAGUCUGCAUGCUGGGCUUGCCUCUUUGUUAGUGUUAGAACAAAAUAUGUCCUAAAGAUAUGUUGAUAAUUCCUUUUUUAAAACUUAAUGUUUCGUUUCAACAUCAUUAAUCCUCUGCUCUUGCAAGCUAAAAUAUUUUCAAUUUGAUAAGCUGACCAUCAUAAUUCAUCGUGCAGGAUGCUUGAUAAGCCAAAGUGAAUUGUUCAAUUUAGUUGCCAUGGGGAGAGGUAUCAAGAUGGUAAAGUUGCCAUCAAAGCCUUCAUUUUUCUCAAAUUAGCCCUUAUAGAGUCCAACGGGGUCGCUUAACUCCUGGUGUUAUAAAGUACUACAGUACGACAAAGAGGACACAAAUACUGUAAAUUCAUGGUUAGACACUUUGAUAGACAUGCCAGAUGGUUGCAAGUUGCAACUUCCAUGUAAAGCGCGUCCUACAUAUGUCAUUGCUUUCUCCAUAAGACCCUCAUGAUCAAAUGCCAAUCUUGGAUGCAGAACCUGCAUUCCUUGCUUCUUCUGGCAGAAAGAUAUGAUUCCUAAAUUGAACUUGUCGUUUUCUGCAGUGUCGUUCUUUUGAGUGUAUUUCCUGUUUUUAAUUUUUUCCGAGUUCAGGAGGUUUUAAGAAUAGGAUGGAUACACUUAAUAAAUUUUGGCGCUGCAUUGUAGAACUAUAUUUGUUUGUCAUAGUUUGAAAAAUUCACUCUAGUUAUUGAACAUUACAUUCAUAACACUUGCCCUUUUACUUCCAAACAGUUUACAUACUGAACGCAGGUAGCUGCAACGACUAUUAAGCAUCGGCAUAUAAACAACUUCAGCUGUGGGUGAAUAUCAUAUGGCACAUUCUGGAUACCAGCAAAACUUCGUAAGGUAAGUAUUAACUCACAAUUAAGAUUUUUUAUGUUGUGAAUCUCUAGCUACAGUUUGCAGUGAAACUGCCAUAAAUUUUGAGUUUGUGCAGUUCUCCCUACCAAAAACAUAUUUAUCCACUUUCGAGUAAAAAAAAUGUGAACAUAAAUUUGAAGCAAUUAAUUAUUUGACUCUGUUUGUAAAAUGGCUGCAUAGUUUUUUUUCCGACGAGGAAAAUACACAUGAAAAGUCUGGUAAGGGAAAGCAAAUCACGUUUAAUGACUUUCUAUCUCCUACUGUUAAUUCUGUAAAUUGAUGAUCUCAUCGUGCAAACUAUUUAUUUUUUUUGUAAUGCAAUGAUCUUAACCACCUAAUUGCAUGAAAUAUCUAUUUCUCAUUUUACAAGAAGGAAAAUAGAAGAGCAGGUAAGAAAAGCAAGUCAUGAAUGACUAGAUUUUUGCUGUGGAUUCUUGCAAUUAAUAUGCUGAGAUUGUAGAGUAUUCGUUUAUAUAUAUAUAGCGGGAGAGAGAGAGAGAGAGACAAAACAAAUGAAUCUUUACUAGGAAAAGCUUAGUAGUCUCUCCGCCAAUCAAAAAUAUUUUCCUUCCUCCACUGAUGCAGUAGGGAUAAUAGCAAAUUUUUGUGGAUUCCUCCUGAAGAUUUACUAACUCCCAAUAAGACAACUUUUUCGACUAUCCAACCUCCUAUAAGUACCCCUUUCCUACCACCAAAUUCCCUGACAACAUAAUCUUUGAUAUCAAACAAUCUUGCUUGUCGUCCUUGCCCUUGAAAAGAUGAAAGGCCCAUCUUCCUCGAGGCCUCCUCGCCCAUCCUCCCCUCCGUCCGCUGGCUCCAUGGCCUCUAUGAUAAGGCGUAGGAGGACUGGUAGGAGAGUGUCUCAGACCAGGGCUGAUAGGGUGACCACCCAUCCUUAUUUGUGCACCACUUGCGGUCAAACAUUCCGCAACGGCCGUGCCUUAGGCGGCCACCAGAAUGCUCACCGCCUAGAGAGGAGUUCUUCUGCACCGCAUGCACGCCGUCAAGCCUCACCUGUUAAUGCCCAGUCCAAUUGGGUACAUAGGGCAAUGUUAGCGCAACUUCAGUUUCACCGUAGCCGCCUUUUAGGAAGCACCGGCAACUUUGCUCCAACACAAGAUAUGCAAGCCCUGCCAAGCUUGAUGCAAGGGGCUAUAGCAGCCCAGACGCCAUAUGAUCGAAGUCACAAUAGCCACUUUAAUCUGCCCCAAGAUGUGCAUUCCCCUCCUAACUUGACCGAAACACCGACACCAACUCCACAACCAUAUUGCCAGAAUCACCUCGAAUCCCAUCCUAGCCUGAUCGAGAGACCUACUUUGGCACAACCAUCACAUAACCCCAAUAACCCUAUGUCGCCAAGUCAUUUUGCACCUAGGGUUAACUUAACAAUGGAUACAAAAGGAAAGGGCAUUGUAUAUGAGAGGCCACAUCACCAACUUCGUUCAGGUCUUGCAGGCAACUCAUCGCCUACUUUUCCUUUCAAUGGUCCACGCCAUGAGGAAGAGAUGGCUGGGGAGUUUCACCCUGGUGUUAAUUUACCCCUUCCCUUGAGUUGUCUGAACCGUGGUGUUGUAAGUUUAACAACUGCAGGAAAUGCUGCUAUCGCGAACCCUGUGCAAAGUUAUAUGCUGGGUGCUACAGUUAAGGACUUGUUGCCUCUUCAAUGUGUAUCGAUUGCUGCUGGAUCAGACCUGCCGCCUCUGCUUGGACGAAACGAUGGUGAUGGAGUUACUCUGAACCUUCUGGACGCUCUGGGUUCUCAUCCGAUGGCUUCUUCAGCUACUCCUCCUAGCUUGGACUUGAAUUUGCACCUUUAGCUGGUUCAGCUCAUACCAAGCUGCUUGCAUAAGGCACCUCCUGUGGAAUCCCGCUCAAACAUAAAACUUAAAAGAGUGUUGUGUAAUGCAGGCUAUUAUUUCCUUUCAUAGUGUUGUCAAAGUUGCAUUUCUCGUGUUUGUUUUGCCUAGAUAGAAGCAUGUUAUUGUGAACUUUAUUGUGCUAUGAAGCUCUCUACUCAAUAAUAGGUUUUGGAAGAGCUAAGAAUCUUGUAUUUUUUUUUU
Ananas comosus (pineapple) is the source of this 3287-nucleotide messenger RNA. RefSeq lists its product as uncharacterized. The record is from RefSeq and is a predicted model, not a curated record. Lineage: Eukaryota; Viridiplantae; Streptophyta; Magnoliopsida; Poales; Bromeliaceae. Bases 1986 to 3044 code for a protein of 352 amino acids. The transcript is spliced from 2 exons.